Colletotrichum phormii is the source of this 1460-nucleotide messenger RNA. RefSeq names its product RecQ family ATP-dependent DNA helicase. Lineage: Eukaryota; Fungi; Ascomycota; Sordariomycetes; Glomerellales; Glomerellaceae. The transcript has 4 exons. The record is from RefSeq and is a predicted model, not a curated record. Gene Ontology annotation, molecular function: nucleic acid binding; four-way junction helicase activity; ATP binding. Gene Ontology annotation, biological process: double-strand break repair via homologous recombination. Bases 1 to 1437 code for a protein of 478 amino acids. Gene Ontology annotation, cellular component: chromosome; cytoplasm.
AUGCCUCCUCUGUCGCGCUCCAACUCAUGCGUUGACAUAGACUUCACUCUCAGACGCCAGUUCAACAAAUCGACUUUCAGGCCCCAACAACGUGAAAUCAUCGUUGCUGCCCUAGACGGUCACGAUGUCUUCGUUCAGGCCGCAACGUCGUUCGGCAAAAGUCUUUGCUUCCAACUCCCUGCCUGCAUUGACCAAGGGAUCACCAUUGUCGUUUCGCCACUGCUCAGUCUCAUGAUGAAUCAGGUUGACGCACUGCGAUCGGCGGGCAUCGAUGCCAGCUCUCUCAACAGUAAUACGCCGCCGGCUGAGAGGGAUCGCAUCAAUCAGGAUCUCGCUAGUGGCCACCCGCGCAUCAGACUACUCUACGUGACACCGGAACUAUGCUCAGGGGACUCCUUCAGGAGACGGAUCAAGUUGGUCAACGAGCAGUGUGAGUUGGCGCGCAUUGCAGUCGAUGAGGCUCAUUGCAUCUCAGAAUGGGGUCACGAUUUUCGGAAAGACUUCAAGAAGCUUUCGUGGUUUCGAGAGACGUUUCCCAAGGUGCCCAUUAUGUGUUUGACGGCAACAGCAAACCCGACGGUUCGUCAAGACUUGCUAAAGACGCUUGGCCUCCUGGAGCAACCCGAGAGACUGAAGAGUUUCGUCAUGACUGCUCAUCGGCCCAAUCUACACAUUGAGAUCCGAUACACCAAAGACCAGGAAGACGACCGCCCUUCUAACUUUUUAGCUUGGAUACGUGGCGUAUACGAGAGGAGAAAAACAGAGCCACGCAAGUCAGAGUUGGAGGCCGCGGGGGAGCGGUUGGAUAAUGUCUCGGGGAUUAUAUACACCAUAUCACGAGAUGAGUGCGAGUCACUCGCGGCGGCACUCAGAGAUGAGGGAGUAGGCGCGAUGCCCUUCCACGCGAAGCUUACCAAAGAAAAGAAGGAACAGACGCUGGCCCGCUGGGUAAACAACGAGCCUGGCUACGAUAUCAUCGUGGCCACGACAGCCUUUGGCAUGGGCAUUGACAAGAACAAUGUCCGGUUCGUUGUGCACUGGCGGCUGCCCAAGUCGUUUGAGGGUUACUACCAAGAGGCAGGCCGCGCAGGCAGAGACGGGAACGCAAGCUUCUGUUUUCUGUACUACAGCCGAGAAGACUUGGAACGCGUGCAGAGCAUGAUUAGGAAAGGGAACCGCGAUGGAUCGAACUGGGAGGCUCAGGCCAAGAGCCUGCAGAAACUUGCCCUGUAUUGCGAAGACACAACGGCCUGUCGGCACGCGCAGAUUAGCAGGUAUUUUGGCGAGAGCGAAACGCCAAACUGUGACUUUGCCUGCGACUGGCACAAAGAUGCACAGGCUCUCCAGAGGCGGAUGAUGCGCGGCUUGGCGGAUGAGGAAUGGGUCAGUACGCAGGCUCAGAUUGGCGAGUAUGACGGUUACUACGAUGAAUACUAAGGAUGAGGAUGAGGAUGAGGAUG